UUCCUUUUCAAUUGCCUCUUUGCAACACCACCAUAACUAUGUCUUCUCCCCGUGAUCUGCCUCAAGAUGGAGGCAUCGCCGAUCAUCCCAACCACUUAGUAGCCGAUUCGCAAGAUGAUACUGAUAGCGAUGCUGAUUCUGCCCUUGCCCUGUCUCUGGCGAGUUCAUCGGAAUCGCUUGCUUCGAGUAUUAUGAGACAUCGUCAAGAAAACGGAUAUGUGCUGCCGAAUGAUGAGACAGAGAAUGAUCGACUCGACCUACAGCAUAUGCUCUUUACCCUAACGUUUGACGGGAAACUUUCCAACCUACCAAAAAGCACAGGGUUUUCGCCCCGAAGAGUUCUAGAUGCUGGAACUGGGACCGGUGUCUGGGCUAUCGAUUAUGCUGAAGAUCAUCCUGAAGCACAGGUUGUCGGCAUCGAUCUCAGCCCCACACAACCCAGCUUCGUUCCUCCUAAUCUCACAUUUUACAUCGAUGACAUAGAAGAUCAGUGGACGUUUUCGUACAAAUUCGACAUGAUUUAUGCUCGCAUGAUGACAGGAUCAAUUCGCGACUGGCCGAAGUUCAUCCAACAAAGUUACGACAAUCUGGAGUCAGGCGGUUGGCUUGAAUUAUCAGAUAUUAUUCUACAACUCCACUCUGAUGACGAUACUAUUCCUGAGGGAUGUGCAGCUGCCAAAUGGGGUGACCUGAUGCUCGAAGCAGCUGACAAGUUCGGAGCCCCUCUGGACAGCUGUCUACGGUAUAAGCAGCAACUACUCGAUGCAGGGUUUGUGGAUAUCGUUGAGACUAUCUACAAGUGGCCAACCAAUCCCUGGCCACGCGAUCCCAAGUUCAAGGAGAUGGUCUUGCUCUAUUCACCCGUGCUUUGGGCUGGACCGCAGAGCAGGUCGAGAUUUUCUUGGUAGAUGUUAGGAGAGAUAUGAAGAACCGAGCUAUACAUGGGUGGUGGCCUAUUUAUGUCGUUUAUGGA
This is a messenger RNA of Fusarium graminearum PH-1, 973 nucleotides long. RefSeq lists its product as uncharacterized. Bases 39 to 908 code for a protein of 289 amino acids. Gene Ontology annotation, molecular function: methyltransferase activity. NCBI's taxonomy places the organism in Eukaryota, Fungi, Ascomycota, Sordariomycetes, Hypocreales, Nectriaceae. The transcript is spliced from 11 exons. The record is from RefSeq and is a predicted model, not a curated record.